AUGCCUACUUGCAGCACUUGUGCAGGCAAUUUUUCCCUUGAAGAAUUCAUAUACAAGGAUAAUGACUAUGAUACCUGUAACUGUUGUAAAAUUUCAAGGGCUAAAAAGAGAAAUGCCAAAAAAAAUAAAUUACUUGAUGAUUCUAACCCUGAACAAAUGUUUAUUGAAAUAAUUUCCCUCCAAGAAGACACUAUUAGCGAUAUUGAUGCAAAUGUUCGAAUUAUGGCUAAAUUAAUUAUUGACGAAAUAGAAGAAGGGAAUAACUACAACUAG
Molecule: messenger RNA, 273 nt
Organism: Dentiscutata erythropus
Lineage: Eukaryota; Fungi; Glomeromycota; Glomeromycetes; Diversisporales; Gigasporaceae
Source: the annotation of a GenBank genome assembly